Molecule: messenger RNA, 966 nt
Organism: Peronospora matthiolae
Lineage: Eukaryota; Oomycota; Peronosporomycetes; Peronosporales; Peronosporaceae
Source: the annotation of a GenBank genome assembly
AUGUCGGACGUGCAGCUUUUGAGCCAAAAGUCUGGGACGUUAGAUGCGUCGUCGGGGUCGCCGUGUCCAAUUGUUUCGGGGCUUUUUGUGUACCCAAUCAAGUCUUGUGCUGGGAUCUCCAUCCGAGAGACACAGUUGACAGUGAAAGGCUUGGUGCAUGAUCGAGAAUGGGCAAUUGUUGACGGAGAGCGGAACAAGGUCAUGACGCAGAGGAGGUAUCCAAAACUCGCGCUGAUUCGCCCGAAAGUGCUGCCUCAUUUGGAUACUGAGGAGUCGAAGACGGUUGUAUUGACAGCGGAAGGAAUGUCGGAUCUUGAAGUGCCGGUGGCACGUGCUGGUGAUGGCGAAUCGAGAGCUGUGACUAUCUGGGAUGAUACAGUGGAAGCAGUGGAUCAGGGAGACGCGGCAGCAAUGUGGCUGGACUCUUUUCUUGGUGAAGGGCUGAACUGCAGCGCUCGUCUUGUAAGGGCCAAGGAGGGAUUCACGCGGCAUACAAAACCCAAGUAUGCACCAGGCCAUUCGACGCACUUUGCCGAUGCAUUUCCGUUCCUCCUUGCACUUGAGGAAUCGCUGGAAGAAUUUAACACGAAGCUGGAGGUUCCCGUUCCAAUGAAUCGGUUUCGUCCAAAUAUUGUGCUACAAGGAAGUCCGGCGUUUGCAGAUGAGCAUUGGAAUUCAAUCGCCAUCAAUGGUGUGUUGUUUCGCAACGCACGCCCUUGCUCACGCUGUGGUAUGCCUAGUGUGGACCAGGCGACCGGUGAGGUUCAUCCAGAGCGUCAACCAUCCCGUACUAUCGUCCGUGAACGCAAUGGUGUUCGUUUGGGUUUCGCUGAUGGCAAGAAGCACGAAGGGUACUUUGGUUCGAACUUGGUGCUGGAGAUGAAGGAUUGGAAUUCGAUAUCGCCUCGGUUGGCAGUUGGCGCGAACGUCAAAGUACUCAGUCUUAAAACGGAGGUUGUUGCCUAG